Colletotrichum truncatum is the source of this 4053-nucleotide messenger RNA. RefSeq names its product ABC multidrug transporter mdr1. NCBI's taxonomy places the organism in Eukaryota, Fungi, Ascomycota, Sordariomycetes, Glomerellales, Glomerellaceae. Gene Ontology annotation, molecular function: ATP hydrolysis activity; ATP binding; ABC-type transporter activity. The record is from RefSeq and is a predicted model, not a curated record. Gene Ontology annotation, cellular component: membrane. Gene Ontology annotation, biological process: transmembrane transport.
AUGGCGACCGAAAACGAGAAGCCUCUCGGCGAAAAGCCGUCAGAGAUCGUGGAAAAGACCGCCAGCAAUGGGCCCUCGUCCGACAGAGGCUCCUCCAACGGCGACUCGACCGAGGCAGACGUGACAAACCAACCCAAGGAAAAGCCCACGGCGAACAGUCUCGAGAAGGCAGACUCCAAGGUCGUCGUGCCCAAGAGCCCCUCCGAUGACCCUUACAAGCACCUCCCCGAGGAUGAGGCCACUGUCCUAAAGCGCCAGGUUACCACUCCCGAGGUCAAGGCCGGUAUACUGACCUUGUACCGCUACUCAUCCACCAACGACCUCAUCAUCCUCGCCGUCUCCGCCUUCAUGUCCAUUGCUGUGGGUGCUGCCCUGCCGCUCAUGACUGUCAUCUUUGGCAACCUGCAGGGCACCUUCCAGGGAUACUUCAACACUUUUCCCCCGACCGAACAAGCCAAGGCCGACUUCAAGAGUGAGAUGGCCAGCCUGGUUCUCUACUUUGUCUAUCUGGCCAUCGGUGUCUUUGUCGCACAGUAUAUCACCACUGUUGGUUUUAUCUACACGGGAGAGCAUAUUAGUGCCAAAAUCCGCGAACACUACCUCGAGAGCUGCAUGCGCCAGAACAUCGGUUUCUUUGAUAAGUUGGGUGCCGGUGAGGUCACGACUCGAAUCACCGCAGACACCAACUUGAUCCAGGAUGGUAUUUCCGAAAAGGUCGGCCUGUCCCUCGCCGCCAUUGCGACCUUCAUCUCCGCUUUUGUCAUCGGCUUCGUCCACUACUGGAAGCUUACGCUCAUCCUGCUGUCCACUGUCGUUGCGCUGCUCCUGAGCAUGGGCGGUGCUUCGUCCUUCAUUGUCAAGUACAGCAAACAGUCGAUCGAAUCUUACGCCCACGGAGGCAGUCUUGCCGACGAGGUCAUCAGCUCUAUCCGUAAUGCCGUCGCCUUCGGCACCCAGGACCGUCUGGCCAAGCAGUACGAUGAGCACCUUACCAAGGCCGAGUUUUUCGGCUACAGGGUCAAGGCGACGAUUGGUAUCAUGGUCGGACUCAUGAUGACCAUUCUGUACCUCAACUACGGCCUGGCCUUCUGGCAGGGUAGCAAGUUCCUCAUCGAAGAUAAUAUCCCCUUGUCGGAUAUUCUGAUUAUCAUGAUGUCCAUCAUGAUUGGUGCCUUCAACCUUGGUAACGUCGCCCCCAACGUUCAGGCCUUUACUACCGCCAUUGCCGCCGCCGCCAAGAUCUACAACACUAUUGACCGUGUUUCCCCCUUGGACCCUUCCAGCGAGGCUGGCGAGAAGCUCGAGAAGCUCGAAGGUACAAUCCGUCUGGAGAACAUCAAGCACAUCUACCCUUCCCGUCCCGAGCUCACCGUCAUGGAGGACGUCAGUCUCACUAUUCCCGCCGGCAAGACCACGGCCUUGGUUGGUGCGUCUGGCUCUGGAAAGAGUACGAUCGUCGGUCUUGUUGAGCGCUUCUACGAUCCUGUGCGAGGAAAGGUAUUCUUGGACGGCCACGAUAUCAGCACCCUUAACCUGCGCUGGCUGCGUCAGCAGAUGGCUCUCGUCAGCCAGGAGCCAACCCUGUUUGGAACCACCAUCUAUCAGAACAUCAGAUACGGUCUCAUCGGCACCAAGCACGAGAAUGCCAGCGAGGAGGAGCAACGGACGCUGGUCGAGAACGCGGCAAAGAUGGCAAACGCCCACGAUUUCAUUACCGGUCUUCCCGAGGGCUACCAGACGAACGUCGGCGAGCGUGGUUUCCUGCUAUCCGGAGGCCAGAAGCAGCGUAUUGCCAUCGCUAGAGCCGUCGUGUCCGAUCCCAAGAUUCUUCUCCUUGACGAGGCUACCUCUGCACUCGAUACCAAGUCAGAAGGCGUCGUUCAGGCUGCCCUCGAGGUCGCCUCCGAAGGCCGUACUACCAUCACCAUUGCCCACCGUCUGUCAACCAUCAAGGACGCUCACAACAUCGUCGUCAUGUCCGCUGGACGAAUUGUCGAGCAGGGAACCCACGAUGAGCUGCUAGAGAAGCAGGGUGCCUACUACAACCUUGUCAGUGCCCAGAACAUUGCUCGCGUCAACGAAAUGGAUGCCGAGGAGGAAGCCGCCAUCGACGCCGAGGACGACGAACUCAUCCGCAAGAAGUCCCGCGUCUCGGAGAAGGGUUUUGUUGCAGACCCCGACGACAACAUGGCCGCCAAGCUGCAGCGAACCUCGACCUCCAAGUCUCUUUCUAGCAUCGCUCUGCAGGGUCGCAAGGAAGAAGGCGAGAUCAAAUACGGCCUCUGGACGCUCAUCAAGGUUAUCGGUUCCUUCAACAAGCAGGAGUGGCAUCUCAUGCUCAUCGGUCUUUUCUUCUCCGUCAUCUGUGGUGGUGGAAACCCUACUCAGGCUGUCUUCUUCGCUAAGCAGAUCACGACCCUCUCCGUCCCCGUCACGGACGCAAACUCGCACCAGAUGAAGAAGGACUCCGAUUUCUGGAGUGCCAUGUACCUCAUGCUUGCCGGUGUCCAGUUCAUCGCCUUCGUCAUCCAGGGUGUCGUUUUUGCCAAGUGCUCCGAGAGACUCGUCCACCGCGUCCGAGACCAGGCAUUCCGUACCAUGCUUCGUCAGGACGUCUCCUUCUUCGACAAGGACGAGAACACUGCCGGUGCUCUUACCUCCUUCCUUUCCACUGAGACCACUCAUCUUGCCGGACUUAGCGGUGUCACUCUGGGAACUCUGCUCAUGGUUUCGACGACUCUGGUUGCUGCUCUGGCUCUCGCCAUCGCCAUCGGCUGGAAGCUCGCUCUUGUCUGCACGGCGACGAUCCCUAUCCUCAUUGGCUGUGGUUUCUUCCGCUUCUGGAUGCUUGCCCACUUCCAGCGCCGCUCAAAGACUGCCUACUCCAACUCUGCCAGCUACGCGUCCGAGGCCAUCUCGGCCAUCCGCACCGUUGCCUCCCUCACGCGUGAGAAGGAUGUCAUUCGCCAGUACCAGGCCUCGCUGGCUAUUCAGCAGCGCGCAAGUCUGAUUUCUAUUCUCAAGUCCAGCUUGCUCUUUGCGGCGUCGCAGUCCUUCAUGUUCCUGGCUUUUGCCUUGGGCUUCUGGUACGGCGGUACUCUCAUCGCCGACCUUGAGUACAACAUGUUCCAGUUCUUCGUCUGCUUCUCGGCCGUCAUUUUCGGUGCCCAGUCCGCUGGCUCCAUCUUCUCGUUUGCUCCCGACAUGGGCAAGGCCCACCAGGCCGCCAACGAGCUCAAGAUCCUUUUCGACCGUAAGCCCACCAUCGACACAUGGUCGGAGGAGGGUGCUUCGCUCGAGGCCGUCGACGGCACCCUCGAGUUCCGCGACGUCCACUUCCGUUACCCGACCCGUCCCGAACAGCCCGUGCUCCGCGGCCUGAACCUCGUCAUUCGCCCCGGACAGUAUGUUGCUCUCGUCGGCGCUUCUGGCUGCGGAAAGUCCACUACUAUCGCCCUGCUCGAGCGCUUCUACGACCCCCUCUCUGGAGGCAUCUAUGUCGACGGCAAGGAAAUCAGCACGCUCAACGUCAACCAGUACCGCUCCUUCAUCGCCCUUGUCAGCCAAGAGCCCACCCUCUACCAGGGCACCAUCAAGGAGAACAUUCUCCUCGGUGCCUCCACUGAGGUCACGGACGAAGCCGUCGAGCACGCCUGCCGCGAGGCCAACAUCUACGACUUCAUCGUCUCCCUCCCCGAAGGCUUCAACACCGUUGUCGGUAGCAAGGGUGCUCUGCUCUCUGGUGGCCAGAAGCAGCGUAUCGCUAUUGCUCGUGCCCUUAUUCGUGACCCCAAGAUUCUGCUCCUUGACGAGGCCACGUCCGCCCUCGACUCUGAGUCAGAGCACGUCGUCCAAGCCGCCCUCGACAAGGCCGCCAAGGGCCGCACGACCAUCGCCGUCGCCCAUCGUCUCAGCACCAUCCAGAAGGCCGACAUCAUCUACGUCUUCGACCAGGGUCGUAUUGUCGAGCAGGGCACGCACGUUGAGUUGAUGAAGAAGAACGGCCGCUACGCCGAGCUUGUCAACCUCCAAUCAUUGGAGAAGAACAGGUAA